AUGGGGGCUUUGCUGGAGGACCUAGCCAGCAACCCUCAUCUAGCUCCUACGUAUGCAGCGGUGAAUGCUCUAUGCACUAUUGGAACAGAAGAAGCCUAUGAUGUCAUUAACAGGGAAAAGCUUCUAGGAUUCCUCUGGUCCCUGAAGCAACCCGAUGGAUCCUUCAACAUGCAUGUGGGUGGAGAAGUGGAUGUAAGAAGUGCCUAUUGUGCUGCCUCUGUGGCAUCACUGACCAAUAUCAUGACACCCAAGUUAUUCGAUGGUACGGCUGAAUGGAUAGCCAGGUGCCAGUUUUGGGAAGGUGGCAUCGGUGGGGUGCCAGGCAUGGAAGCACAUGGAGGAUAUACAUUUUGUGGCUUGGCAGCCUUAGUCAUUAUGAAGAGGGUUCACCUAUUAGAUCUAAAGAGCUUGUUGAGAUGGGUUGUUUUUAGACAAAUGAGAUUUGAGGGUGGAUUCCAAGGUCGCUGUAAUAAAUUGGUUGAUGGCUGCUAUUCCUUUUGGCAAGCUGGUCUGCUGCCCCUCCUCCAUAGAACUUUACAUGCUGAAGGAGAUUCGGCCCUCAGCUACACCAACUGGAUGUUUGACCAGAAGGCCCUCCAGGAAUAUAUUCUCAUGUGUUGCCAGUGCCCCAGCGGUGGUUUACUAGAUAAACCUGGCAAAUCAAGAGACUUCUAUCACACCUGCUAUUGUUUGAGUGGCUUGUCUGUAGCUCAGCAUUUUGGAAGUGGUGAGAUGCUUCGGGAGACUGUUGUGGGAUCUCCGGAAAACAUUUUGAAACCUACACAUCCUGUAUAUAAUAUUGGACCCGAUAAGGUGGCUUCUGCCAUCAUGCAUUUUAUGCAGAAAGAGAUUCCAGACUUAAAUUCCAAAAACAAUGAAAUGUAG
Molecule: messenger RNA, 885 nt
Organism: Staurois parvus
Lineage: Eukaryota; Metazoa; Chordata; Amphibia; Anura; Ranidae
Source: the annotation of a GenBank genome assembly